This is a messenger RNA of Chilo suppressalis (striped riceborer), 497 nucleotides long. NCBI's taxonomy places the organism in Eukaryota, Metazoa, Arthropoda, Insecta, Lepidoptera, Crambidae. The record is from the annotation of a GenBank genome assembly.
CGUGACGCGUGAGUGACGUUUGUCGACUUGUUUGUUUGUGCUUCCUGGUGCUUCCCCUUUCCUUUAUUAGUCUUUUAGUCGUUUGUUUCUUGCAAUAAAUUAAACUUGAACAAAAAAUUUAACCUUUUUCUGUUUUAAAACAUAAUCAGAAAAAAUGGGUGAAAGAUACAACAUCCACAGUCAACUUGAACAUCUACAGAGUAAGUACAUCGGCACCGGGCACGCAGACACCACUAAAUACGAAUGGCUCACGAACCAGCACAGAGAUUCGUGUUGCAGCUACAUGGGCCACCCGGAUUUGCUCAGUUAUUUUGCCAUCGUUGAAAACGAGUCUAAAGCGCGAGUGAAAUUUAAUCUGAUGGAAAGAAUGCUGCAGCCUAGCGGGCCGCCCCCAGAAAAACCGGAGGACUAAUUGAUCUCUGAAUUUAUUUGUACUUCUGUAAGAAUCGGAAAAUUAACCUUUAAGUUUUAAAUAAUAUAAAUAGGUGACACUGACA